This is a messenger RNA of Iphiclides podalirius (scarce swallowtail), 711 nucleotides long. Lineage: Eukaryota; Metazoa; Arthropoda; Insecta; Lepidoptera; Papilionidae. The record is from the annotation of a GenBank genome assembly.
AUGAAGGCGAUAUAUUUAGUACUAGUGUACGUGGGUGUGGUCGCCUCAAAGCCCACCGGUGGUGAGGAUGACGUCAUCGGUUCCGUCAUCGGAGUGGUGAAGAACUGUGCAGAGGAAGAUGUCUCGUUGUGCCUUAAGGAGCGGGCGCUCAAGUACGCCGAGAACUUGGCAGCGGCGCGGGAGGUGAACAUUGCCGAUGGCAUCAGCCUCAUCGGGACCGGAUCCUCAAGGUCCGCCAGGUCCUUCGAACCCCUGGCCGAGGAACCCAGGGCCAGGGAGAGCCAGGUGGAGACCAGGUUGCUCGACGCUGCCCUGGACUUCUUGGAUAACCACGUGAUCCAGCUCAGGGUUCCGAAAGGCGCCGUGGAAGACGUAAAGAGAUCGCUUGAGGAAGGUCGUGGCAAGAAGAAGAAGCUUAAGCAGCUGCUGCCAAUCUUCGCUCUGCUGCAGUUGAAGAUCCAGUCGCUCAUUCCACUGUUCCUGGGGAUAAUCGCCUUCGCAGCGGUCAAGGGUCUGAUGCUCGCAAAGGCAGCUCUCUUAGCAUCCGCACUGCUGCUUCUGAAAAAGCUUUUGUCCAAGAACGAACACCACGAGAGCUACGAGGUGGUGGCGCACCCACACCACGACGAGCACUUAAGCCACGGCGGCCACGGGGGCUGGGGCAGGUCCUCCCAAGACGGCCAGGCCCUCGCCUACAGCGCCUACUCCAAC